Molecule: messenger RNA, 621 nt
Organism: Symbiodinium necroappetens
Lineage: Eukaryota; Dinophyceae; Suessiales; Symbiodiniaceae
Source: the annotation of a GenBank genome assembly
AUGGAGCCCCCGGCCUGUGGCCACAGCACUAAGGACUUGCUCCGGCGUCUGGCAGUCGUGUCCCUGCCUUCGUAUCCCAUUUUUGUGGCAACACGGAGUGUUGGCUUGGUGUCGACAGCCAUGGUUGGCCGGCAUGUACAAGACCCAGCUGCCUUGGCUGCUGUGGGUUUGAGCAAUGUGAUCACCAACAUCACGGGCUACUCCGCUUUGUGGGGUUUGUCCAGUGCGGUGUCGACCUUCAGCUCACAGGACUGGGGGGCCGGGAACUUCCGUGCGCUGGGCGUCACUCUCCAGCGCGCCUAUCUGAUCUUGGUGCUCUUCGUGUGCCUGCCCCUUCUGGUGCUGUGGCUCAAUUCUGAGAGGCUUCUGGUCGCAUGUGGCCAGCACCCAGAUGUGGCACACUAUGUGGGCAUCUAUACCUCGGUGCGCUGUUGGUCCUUGGUUUGUAUGCCCAUGAACUGCGUGCUGUCGAGGACGCUGGGUGCCAUGAGCAAUGUGCAAAUCAACCUCAUCAUGAGCCUCACGGCAUCGGUCCUCAAUGUGGUCUUGAGCUCCACUUUGGUGCCCCGCCUUGGGUUUUGUAGGCGCCCCGCUCACUGCUUGUAUAUGCGACAUCUAUGA